This is a messenger RNA of Clunio marinus, 1463 nucleotides long. The record is from the annotation of a GenBank genome assembly. NCBI's taxonomy places the organism in Eukaryota, Metazoa, Arthropoda, Insecta, Diptera, Chironomidae.
ACACUUUCAAAGAAGAAAUGAUAAGCAAACGUACAACUUAGUUCAGAGAAGGAAGUUAUUUAGUCGUGACAUUAUCGAGACAGAAAAAAGUCGCAUUUUUUACAUUCAAAAUUAAAAACUAAAUAUAAAAAACGCUUUCUCAGAAAUAGAAGUUUCACGUUGUAAAUAUAGGAAUAUUUAUACUCAUUAAAAUAAAUCAUGGCCGCUGCAACAAGUCGAGGCGCAGAUUUUAGAGCUCAACGAUCACAAACAAAGUCACACGGAUGGUUGAAGCAUAUUGGGAAGCUUGGCUUUCCAGCUCAAAUGCUUUUAAAAAUUUACCAGAUUUCUGUAGUUUAUUGGGAUUUGGUGUUCCUAGGAAUUCUUUCAUAUAAGGAACUCGUCAUGUCUUUUGUUUACAUCUUAUUGCCCCUUUCAAAAAAGAGCUUAAGCAAUGAAAUAAUCGUUAUUGUGGGAUCAUCAAGAGGUUUGGGACGUGAAAUAGCAUUUAAAAUUGGAAAUCUAGGAUCAAUUGCUGUUUGUAUAGACAUACAACCAAUAGAUCAGGAAACGACCUCAAAACGUUUAAGAGAAGCUGGUUUGUCAGCAUUUUACUAUCAAUGUGAUAUUACCAGCAAAGAUCAAGUGGAAAGAACAAUAACAAUGAUCGAAAGAGAAGUUGGUGACAUCUCCAUGUUGUACCAUUGCUGUUCAUUGCCUUCUCCUCGAUCUGUUGUCAACAAUCCACCAACGGUCAAGCAAACGAUCGAUGUUUCAGUCACUUCCUACUUCUAUCUCCUCGAAUCAAUUUUACCUCAUAUGAAAGCGAAGGGAAAAGGUCACAUCGUCUUCCUUACAUCAGUUGCAGCCAUAAGUGGAUUCACACAACAGCUUGCUUUGAGUGUAUCGCAGUUUGCGAUUCAAGGAUUAUAUGAGUCAGUUGUCGAAGAGUUACGAGUUGCAAAGCUUGACAAAGCGAUCAAGACAACAUUAGUUCAUAUUUAUCCAUUUAUCGUAAGUGAGAAUCUUGAAAACGACAUAAGGCUUAGGGUUCCUGGUUUCUUCGGUUCAAUUCGUGCUGAUAAAGCUGCUGAGGCAAUUCUUGAUGGAGUUAGGAAAAACAAAACUGAAAUAAGCAUUCCAAAAUAUUGUCUUUUCAUCAGUCAUGUUUUGAAAAUCUUUCCCCGACGUAUCACACUCAUGAUCCGAGAUUUUCUUGAUACCGGCGUGGAUUUUUAAGACUGUUCCACUCACAAUUUUGUGACACUUUAAAUUAUUAUAGUUCUUUUCAAUGUCACUGGAAGUUAAUUUUAUUAAUAACGAAGAAUGAAUUGGGUUCAUCAAAUCAUUAAGAAAGGAAAUGUAUAAGCUUUAAAUAUUUUUAAAUAAAAAGUUUUCAGCACAAUCUUGAGUUGUUCAUUUUUUAAAAUUAUUUUAUUCAUUUAAUAAAAGAAAACUGAUAAAUUGUUAUAAAAACUUAAAAA